Messenger RNA from Parasteatoda tepidariorum (common house spider), 850 nucleotides. RefSeq names its product programmed cell death 5 (gene PDCD-5). Gene Ontology annotation, cellular component: nucleus; cytosol. NCBI's taxonomy places the organism in Eukaryota, Metazoa, Arthropoda, Arachnida, Araneae, Theridiidae. The record is from RefSeq and is a predicted model, not a curated record. Gene Ontology annotation, molecular function: DNA binding.
AUUAAACUUCAACUCACACUCCAUAUUUGGAUUUGUCUGCUCCCAGAAAAAUUGCUACUAAAUUUUAGUUUUCGACAAAUUCGUUGUGUUUAUUAAAUAAUUUUACUUGAUUACAAUAGUUAAUAGGUUGCUAAUAAGAAAAUGGAAGACGAGGAAUUGCAAAUGUUAAGAGCCAAACGGAUGGCUGAGCUACAAGGACAGAGAAAUGCCGGUCCUCAAGGAAAUCAAGCUGCAGCAGAAGAACAAAAAGCGAAAGAAGAAGAAUUCAAAAAUCAUAUUUUAAACCAAGUGUUAUCAAAAGAAGCUCGUAGUAGAUUAAGUACUAUAUCUGUUGCUAAACCUGAAAAUGGAAGAAUGCUAGAAAAUAUGAUAAUCAACAUGGCCCGUACUGGCCAAAUCAGAACGCAGCUUGAUGACAAAGAAUUUGUUCAUCUGUUAGAGGAAGUGAAUCGUCAAGUUAAACAAAACACUCCAACAGUGAAGUUUGAUCGACGACGAGCUGCUGUUGACUCUGAUGAUGAUUUUUAAAAUUUUGAGGCCUUGCAGAGGAAAAGUAAAUGUGCUAAGUCCACCAACUGCCACGUAGUGUUUCAUAAAAAGCUGACUUAUUUUAUUCACCUUCUUCAAUCACGAACUGUACAAAUGUAUAUCAUUUACAAUGUGACAUUGUACAAAAUUUUUUCAUUUAAAUCUAUUCAAAACAAUAAGUUUGGUUUUUUCUAACUGCAAAUUAUGCCAACAUAAUUACUGAUUUUUCUAAUUUGUAAAUACAUUAGGUUUAUUUAAUACAAUAUUUAUCAUUACUUAUUGUACAGGAAAUGUAUAAUAAAUUUUUUUACUUGAGUACUUU